Messenger RNA from Acaulospora morrowiae, 1285 nucleotides. Lineage: Eukaryota; Fungi; Glomeromycota; Glomeromycetes; Diversisporales; Acaulosporaceae. The record is from the annotation of a GenBank genome assembly.
AUGCUAACUGGCCUUGAAAAACAAACUCUUUGUAUUAAAGUGCAAAAAUAUCCUAAUAUUAUGUUAGAGGUAUUAGCAAUCGAGUUUGGAAUAAAAUCCAAUACUGUUUAUAAUAUUUUUGCAGAAAAAGAUAUUUGGUUAGCUUUAGAUAAAAAUUCAUCACUUGUUAAUUCUAAGUGCCAUAAGACUGUAGGGUUUCCUACCAUUGAAUCAGCAUUUGCUUUAUGGAUUGAACAUGCUAUAUAUCAUGAACAAGCUUUUACUGGUGAAAUAUUAAAAGUUAAAGCACAAGAAUUUGUGAACAAGAUGAACAUUAAUGAUUUCAAAGCUUCUCCUAGGUGGAUUACAAACUUCAAAAAACAUCACAAUAUAAGUCAAUUUAUUUGUCAAGGUGAAGCUAACUCUGCACCUUUGGAAAACUUGUUACAUUUCUGCAAUGAAUUACAACAACUUAUUCAAUUAUAUCCAAUUGAAAAUAUUUUCAAUUGCGACGAAACUGUACUUUUUUAUCAUUUAAAUCCUAUUAAAACAUUAGCACAUGGUCCUGUAACAGGACAAAAGAAAGCAAAAGACCAUAUUAUAUUAAUGUUUACAAUUUCAAUUUUCAAAUACUGGCUUUGUAAACUUGACGAAGUUAUAUGCAAAUCAUGCCAAAAUAUUCUAUUGUUUAUAGAUAAUGCUUCCUCAUAUAAGAUCAAUGAUAAUACCACAUUUUUAAACAUUACGGUAUAUUUUUUACCUCCUAAUUGUAUGGCACAUCUUCAGUCAUGUGAUGAUGAAAUCAUUUAUAGUUUCAAAAGUCAAUAUCGAAAAUAUUAUUGCAUUGAUCGAAUUCAAAAGUAUGAUAAUACUAUUGCUCAGAACCAAUCCAUUUCAAAUAUUCCUCAAACUAAUAUUCGUGAAGCAAUCGAAUUUGUUAAAAUUGUAUGGAACCAAGUAAAUACCAAGACAAUAACACAUGCAUGGCAAAAAAUGGAUAUUAUACCUAAUAAUAUAACUGUUGAAAAUGAAGAUCUUGUUUUAUCAACAAAUAUGGAACUAAUUAAACUUGUUAAUCGAUUUCCUAUUAAUCAUGAAGAAGUUAGAAUGGAAGCAUCCGAGUUUAUUAAUUCAGAAGAUUUUAUUUCUAUACAGGAUAUGCCAACAACAGAGUCUAUUAUUGCAACAAUAAAAGAAAAAGACUUGUUAGAAUCGGAAGACUCUUCAAUAAUUAAAUCUAUUUUUCAUAAAUUAGCUCUUGAGCAUAUUAAUUCUUUACUUCUAUAUAUUACUCAAGAUAGUGAUA